AUGAACAUAAUUACACCAGAAGUGAAGUCAUCCUUGUCAAAAUACAAGGAUGCAAAGCGCUUGUGGGAUACUCUCAAAGAACGAUUUGCUCUUGUCAGUGGUCCUAGGAUUCAACAACUCAAGGUUUCAAUUGCAAGAUGUGAACAAACCAAAGGUAUGAUUGUUGCUGCAUAUUAUGGUAAACUAAAAACUUUGUGGGAAGAAUUGCACAGUCAUGAACCAUUAAUCACAUAUACUUGCUAUACACGGUGCACUGUUGGUCGAAAACAUGAAACCCGUCGAGAAAAAGACAAGCUUCAUGAGUUUCUGAUGGGGUUGAAUGGUGAGUGUUUUGUACAGAUUCGGUCAAACAUUCUGUCACAAGAUCUUUUACCCUCUCUCAAUAGAGCAUAUCAAAUGGUAAUUCAAGAUGAAAGGGUAAGAACCAUCUCUAAUGUAACUAAAGAAAAGCCUGAAGUUAUGAGCUUUGCAAUUCGAACAAGCAAAAAAGGUCGAGACAGAAACGAUCAAGUUGACAAGAAUAAAUGCUAUUGUACACACUGCUACGGAGGAAGUGGACCUCGAGCAAAUGUGGUUGUCGUUGAAUAUAUAAGUUUUGGAUUUAGUUCAGAAACGUUUUUAGCUGCACAAGCAUUCACUGCUGAACAAUUGAAGGCUCUCGCAAGUGUGUUUGGUAAUAUGUCAUUCUCGAAUGAUCAUUUGUCUGGAAGCUCCAUGGACAAUUAUGGAUCAUUGAUACAGGACCAAAUGAGGGCGCUACAUGGAAUGGGAAGUAAACAAGAUGAACUCUACUACUUUGAGGAACCAAGUUUAGUUAAAGCAAUCAAAGUAAAUAAAGACGAUUCUUCUUUUUCAUUGUGGCAUAGCAGAACGGGGCAUCCUUAUGAGAAAGUACUAAAAUAUCUUCCUAUGACUAGUAGUAGUAAAGAUUAUUUGAAUAAAGCGUGUGAAGUUUGUUUUAAGGCUAAACAUCCUAGAGAUCUUUUACCAUUAAGUGAACAUAAUAGUAAUCAAAAUUUUGAAAUAAUUCAUAUGGAUUUGUGGGGUGCUUACAAACACAUGUCCUCUUGUGGUGCUAAAUAA
Lactuca sativa (garden lettuce) is the source of this 1083-nucleotide messenger RNA. The record is from RefSeq and is a predicted model, not a curated record. NCBI's taxonomy places the organism in Eukaryota, Viridiplantae, Streptophyta, Magnoliopsida, Asterales, Asteraceae.